AUUUGUUGGGUCAAGUUGUUUAUAGUUUAUUGUCAUAUUUAUCGAGUUUAUUGUCAUAUGCACAGGUGCAAUGUACAACUUACUUGCAGCAGCAUUACAGGCACAUCGCAUUACAUAAGCAGCAUUUCACAAGAUAAACAUAAAUUAUACACAAUUGUUACAACAAAGAUCACAGUUGUUUUUGUAUUCUGUAAUGUUAGAUCAAGUUGUAGUUUGGGGCUGGGGAUAAAUUGUUGUGAUAUUGAGGUGAUGUGCCAAGUUGUUGUAUUCACUGAUAUUGGGGGUCAAGGUGUUGCAUUCACUGGUGGUGGAGGCAACCGCCUGUGGCAUUCAGGUGGCGUUGUAAGCGGCAGCUCUGACGCCGGGCUAAGUUAUCGGAUUCCCCAGGGAAGGGUGCGGGCGGGCGGCGCGCAUGCGCACUUUCCGCCUUCCUGCUUUCCGUUUGGGGUGCGGGGUGCGCGCGCCGCCGCUCGCGCGUCGCCUCCUCCCUCAAAGCGCCGACUCUUUACCUCAGCUCAGCCCGCCCGCCGGACCUGGACCUGGACCUGGACCGCGGCCGCUCGCCUCCCAGCCUCGGCCGACAUCCGACACCCUCCUUGUGUCCUCGGGGAUUAUCGCCUGUAACCCGACACCCGGAGGCUGCCUCGCUCGCUUUAUCCUCAGCUCGUCCGCGAAACAGCUGUCGGUGAAUUUUCACACGUCGGGAGUCAACGGUCGGGAUGGACAUCGUGUCGACGUUGGGGCUGAGCAAUUUCGUCGUGCAGUUCUCGCGGAUUUCCAUGUACCCGUUCUUCGACAUGGCCCAUUACACGCUCUCCAUCAUGAACCUGAAGGAGCAGCCAGGUAUUUGAUAUUCUACUGUCCAUAUGACAAGUUCUACAAAUGCUGCAACUUUUUACCAUCAAAAUUAUUUAUAGCUGGUAUGAAAGAGGUAACAAGAGCCCGCAAAAUUGUUGGAGGAGUAGUGGAUGCACACAGCCGCUACAGAAAUGGGUGGCUUGCGGUAAUUGCUGUUGGAUGGGCUAAAGGUGCUGGUUCUGGCUUAAUAUCUAAUUUUGAACAACUGGUGCGUGGUGUCUGGAUGCCUGAGAGAAAUGAGUUGCUGAAAAUGUCCUAUGCAACAAAGGUAACUCUGAUAGGCGCUGUGCUCUUUACUUUGCAACAGAUGAAUUAUCUGCCUAUUACCAGACACAACCUGAUCUUUUUGUACACUAUGUUUGUAGUUUCAACAAAGGUUGCAAUGGUGCUCUUUAAUAUUCAUCAUUCACCGUUUGCACCAAUGGAAGUCGCCUUGUACCAUAUGGCUUUUAGUUGGCAAUCCAGUUCCUCUGAAGACCAUUUUAAGACAGAAGCUUCUAACAAAGAAGAAUUACAGGGGAAAAAAUGCCCUGCUCCCUCUGGUAUCCCUUCUGAGGAAACUGAAAAUAUCAAAAGGAAGAAAGCAAAGAAGUCUGAAUAAGAAACUCUUCAACUUGAAAAUUCAGGAAGUUUAUUUUGUUGGACUUUUGUUCUGUUGAAAGCCUUUUCUGUGAAGUUUGAGAUUAAGAAACCCUUCAGUAGCAGAAGUAUUCAUAGGUGGAGUAAUAACAGUCAUCUGCAAAAUAAAAUGUACUUGGGCAUAAAUGAUAGGUACUAUAGAGUUCAGGUAGAAAGUUAUUUAAGGAAAAUAAUCUAAAGAAGUUAUUGAUAUAAAGUUGACUCUUGUUGGUGUUUUUAUUAUGAUGUUGCAAUGGGUUAUUAUAUUUGAUGCCUGUGAACAAUUUUGAAGUAUCCUUUAUUUAGUGCAAAGAAAAUAUUGCUGCAAUUUAGUAUUUAUACCAAGAUUAAAAUAUUGUUUAAAAAAUUUUAAUGAAUUCAUGAGAAGUUUUCUGUAAGGAAUUAUUUCUGUUUUUAAAUUCUACAAGUGCUAGCAAAUAUCAAAAUUGUACAUUCCACAAAAUGCAAUAUUUCUAAGUAAAUUGCUAAAUGAUUGAAAAACAAAGCUUUUGAACUGGGAAGUAAAAGUUGCUACCUACUCUCAACACAGUGACCUGUAUCUGAGAGUCAGCUCUAUUGUUGUUGCAUUUUGGCAGACCCAACCACAUUUCUGUGAACGUAGGAUCUGAACUUCUGUAUUGUUUGAGACUAUUUUCCAAUAUAUUAUCUAAUGAUUUUUGGCAGGGAAACUGUUGCUGAUGAAUGUAGAGGGAAGUUGAUAAGUCAAGUAAGUAGAUCACAAAUUGAAAUAAUAUUUGUCCAUGUAUAUUUGGGUUUAAAUAAUAUAUUUCACACUAUUCCUCCUGUUUGUUUGUUUUUCAUUGUAUUCAAAAGGAACUGUCAACAUUUGUACUCCAGUUUUUGGUUUAUGAUCCCCUCAAUAAUUUAAUUGACAGAAAAUAAAAUCAGAUGUAUUACACAGCCAGAAUGUUGACAUUUUCACUUUUGAUUUUUCAAUAAUAGAGGAUAAGCUUUCAUUUUUGUCAUUCAGUUAACUCUCAACUUGGGAUUUGUUUACACGACUGAAAUUUAUGUUCCCUGCACUAUGAAAUGGUUUAUUUUGUUCAUAUGCAAAGUGAUUUUGUCCCUUUCAUUGACUAUUGUUAAUUAACCAUUUUUAUACCAAUGAUAACUAAGCACAUUUUUGUUGUGCAGUUCUUGUUUGCUGUUUUUGUAAAUUAGUACAUUUUUAAAACAUUUUGUAAGCCAGUAGCUAUGUUUUUACAAAAAAGCAAUGACAGCAAUGUGAGGUAGAAAAACUGUUUUAUGGUGUAUUUUCAUACAAUACAGUAUGAAACUCGUCCAGAAACCUAUGACACGAGUAUCUCAAUAUUUUGAAGUUUAAAAAAAACUGCAGAUGCUGGAAAUCUGAAAUAAAAACAGAAAAUUCUGGAAAUACUCAGCAGAGUAGGCAGCAAGCAUGGAGAGAGGAGCAGAGUUAGCAUUUCAAGCUGAUUAGCCUUGAAUCAAAACUGUUGAAAGAUCAUUGAUCUGAAAUAUUAAUUUGGGUUUUGUUUUUCUCCACAGAAUGUUGCCUGACAUGUUGAGCAUUUCCAGCAUUCUGUUUUUAUGUCUGAAUUUAUUCUCUAGACUUGAUUAUAUGUUCCAAUGUGAAGUAUACCAAGUUGUUGUUCAAGAUUGGGCUUAAAUGCACAAUAAAAAUGUCUUCAGGAACCUUCCUUGCCUUAAUUAAACAAGAUAAUGAGUGAGUGAAUUUGAAUUUGAGCAAGUGUUGACACUCAUUGGCAUAGGAACAUGCUAUCAGCAUUAUACAGAAUUGAUCACUUUUAUAAUUUCUGGGUAAAUGGUGAUUUGAAAUGUAACAACUUGCAUCAAUGUGCAGAUUGGCUGAUGAAUAUACAAAUAAAAUUCAAUGUUCUUCCUCUAGCUAUGUAUUUAAUGGUGUUUUUUAAAUUCAUUCUUCUUUUCCUUUGUUCUUUCUCUUUGCUCUCUUUUUAACUCUUGAUAUUUUUGUCUUUCCCACCUUUCACUAGACCGCUUAUCAGUCUGUCUUGCAUUUAACAGAAGAAUUAUUUUAAAAAAAACAAGUUGCUGCAUUCAUUAUGUUAAAGGACCUUCUAGUAUUCUGGCCUUAGUUACACUGCUGCAUGAUGAAACUGCGCUCUAGUGUACUGACGUUUCUGAAUUUGAAGGAAAUGUAACGCAGAACAGAACUUUGUAACAUUACUAGUCUGUAAAAAGCAGGGUUACUUGCUUGACAGGAUCUGUUUAUUCUAGCAGGUGAGCUUAA
Molecule: messenger RNA, 3727 nt
Organism: Pristis pectinata (smalltooth sawfish)
Lineage: Eukaryota; Metazoa; Chordata; Chondrichthyes; Rhinopristiformes; Pristidae
Product: trimeric intracellular cation channel type B-A-like
Exons: 5
Coding region: 413-1459 (348 amino acids)
Biological process (GO): potassium ion transmembrane transport
Cellular component (GO): membrane
Molecular function (GO): identical protein binding; potassium channel activity
Source: RefSeq, a predicted model, not a curated record